Notothenia coriiceps (black rockcod) is the source of this 1760-nucleotide messenger RNA. RefSeq names its product probable crossover junction endonuclease EME2. Gene Ontology annotation, molecular function: crossover junction DNA endonuclease activity; DNA binding. Gene Ontology annotation, cellular component: nucleus; Holliday junction resolvase complex. Bases 73 to 1386 code for a protein of 437 amino acids. Lineage: Eukaryota; Metazoa; Chordata; Actinopteri; Perciformes; Nototheniidae. The transcript is spliced from 8 exons. Gene Ontology annotation, biological process: mitotic intra-S DNA damage checkpoint signaling; replication fork processing; double-strand break repair. The record is from RefSeq and is a predicted model, not a curated record.
ACUCGCUGAAAGGGGUUAAAUAAUGCGUUCAAGGAGUUUAGGAGAUUUUUGAUUAUGUUUUAAACAUGCGAAAUGUCUGUGUUGCGCAGAGCUAAAACAUGGGAAGUAUCUGACUCCGAGGACAGCGACGCUGAGAAAAAACAUGAUUUAAACCUCGAUGAGAGAAGUCAAACAAUAACAGUGAGCGAAGAAGAUGAGGCUCCAUACACCAAGUGCAACACCCUCCAAUCUUCACCCAUACAAACAGAGCCCCGUCAGACUUCAGCUUUGUCUCCUCCAAGACAACAUGCAACCCCGAGUCCUGCAAGAAAACGCCGCAACAAAGAGGAGGUGGAGGCGGACAGAGAGGCAGCCAGGGAGAGGAGGGAGGAGAGAGAGAGGGUGAGGACAGCCAGGACCCGGGAGAAGGAGGAGGGGAAGCAGGAGCAGCAGAGGAGGAGAGAGGCGGCCGAGAACCUGAAGAGUCUCCGGCCAGAAAACUGCCUCAAGAGUCUGACAGUGCGCAUAGAUCCAGCUCUUCUGCAAGACGGUGGCUCAGACAUCUUGCUGGACACCCUGGCUACCUUUGAUUGGAGGUUCAGCAUUGAGAGCCAUCAGCUCCCACACAGCAUCACCUGGACCAGAGAUUUACCUCAGCAGGGAGAAGACAGCUUACUGGAGGAGGAGCAAGUGGUUCUGGUGCUGGGUCUGACAGACUUCAUGGACACGGUGGUCUCUGUGAAGAAAAUGCUUGACAGUAACGAGGAGCAGACAGGGGCGGGGUCUUUCCUCUCUCCAAUUUUGGAGUGUCUCAACAGGGACGCCAAAAAGGUGGUCACCCUCUUAGUGACAGACCCUCAGCAGGAUUACAGGGCUGAUGCAGUCCCUUUACUGGAUGAGACUCUACAAUCCAAACUGGGGAUGGAGAACUUGGACGUGGAGGAGGUUCUCGUGUACCUGCAACUCUGCAAGAAUAUCUCUCUGGUCUUCCUUAAUGGCUGGCAGGAAGUCACCAACCAUGUGUGUGCCGUCACUAAGGCCUUAUCAAAACGCCCUUUCAAACUGCUGACGGAGCGAGCGGAGCUGCCCUUUUGUGUGGAUGGUUCCUGGGCCAGCGGGGUCCGGGUGGAGAGGGACGGCUCGGGGCUGAUCCAGGUGUGGAGCAGGCAGGUCCAGCAGCUGAACAGAGUCAGCCCCACCGUGGCCUCCACUGUGAUCGCUGCCUACCCGUCUCCUCAGCUGCUGCUGCAGGCGUACCAGAGCUUGGAUUCAGAGGAGGACAGAAAGAGUCUGCUGGCUGGUCUCUUGGUGAAGAGCGGAGGGAAAGAGAGACGUAUCGGCCCAGAGAUAUCGGCCAGAGUUUACCGCUGCCUCACAGCCCAGAAUCCCCAGCUGGUCCUGGACUGAUCUACUUGAAAACGUCAGCGAGAAUUAAAUCCGGCUCUGAUUUCACGUUGUCACCACUUGGCUGCCAAUGUGUUCAUGUUGAUGUUUACAAGCUAAAAAUAUGCCUUAGAUAUCAUGUGCACCUUAUUAUUUAUACCUCAACAGAUUUAAGCGAAAUUAUGUUUCGUAAAAUAUGGAAGAAAAUCAUGUGUAAACAUUAUUCUGUUUACAUGCAAGAUGUAAUGUCAAAAGGGACAUUAUACUACAUGGUAUGUUUUGUUUGUGUGAAAUGGCUUAUAAAAAAUUGUAGCAACCAAACUUCAUUUGUUAUAAUUUAAAAUAAUUUCUUGAGUAAGAAAGUUAAUAAACAAACUGUAAAUAGUAAAAAAGGAGAU